GUUUAAUCCAAAACUGGUGAUAAGAUAUACAACCAGUGAAUCUGCCAUUGUACAUACUUUGCGAUAACACUUUGUUUGGACUUCUGAUAACAUUUUUAUGUUUAAUAUUUAUACACGGCUCUGGAAAUUAAUUUAAUUUAGUCGCGUGAAAUACAACGACAACGCUUGGAGUGCAGUUUUAAAACACGGCGAAACAAAAACUUUUUUAUUCUGAUAAUUUAUAUUUAUUUUUGUUAUUUUUGAUUGAUUAAAAAAUAUGGAUCACGGUGAUCAUGGUAUGGAUCAUGGGGGCAUGGAUCACGGGGGUAUGGACCAUGGUGGACAUGGAGAUGGUUCUUCCGACUCAAGAACUUGUCCAAUGAUCAUGACAUUCCACGGUGGCCAUUGUGAGAGAAUCCUAUGGAAGAGUUGGCUAGCAUACACCCUUACCGAGUUCAUAUUCUCAGCGCUGGCAAUUUUUGCUGUUGCCUUCGCCUAUGAAGGAAUCAAAUUCGUUCGCGAAUAUCACCUGCGCAAAGUUCUCAAAGAAGAAAGCGACCGUCUGAGAGCAUUAAAUUCAAAAAAUUGUAUGACCAAUGAGGGUUCCUCUUCAAAUACUCCACUCCAUGUAGCUUAUCAACUCAACUAUUUCCAACGAAUCUUCAAUACUCCUCACAUUCUUCAAACGUGCCUCAAUCUAGUCCAGAUUAUCCUGUCCUAUUUGUUGAUGUUGAUCUUCAUGACUUUCAAUUACUGGCUCUGUCUGGCAGUUAUACUCGGCCUGGGUUUGGGCUAUUUUGUUUUUGGUUGGAUAAAACAAGAUGUUUACGAGACAGAAUGUUGUCACUGAAUUAAAAAACAAAGAGCUGAACAAUUGUAUGUACUUACUUAAAAAACAAGUUCAGUAUUUAAAAUGUUAUGUAUACCAACGAUAAUUACCUUAAUUUUGCUUUAUUGAGUAGUUUUUAAUAAAAAUUAAAUAAAAACAAAAUUUACGAAAUUGUA
This is a messenger RNA of Eupeodes corollae, 984 nucleotides long. It is a transcript of the gene Ctr1B, whose product is annotated as high affinity copper uptake protein 1. The coding region runs from base 257 to 829 and encodes 190 amino acids. NCBI's taxonomy places the organism in Eukaryota, Metazoa, Arthropoda, Insecta, Diptera, Syrphidae. The transcript is spliced from 2 exons. The record is from RefSeq and is a predicted model, not a curated record. Gene Ontology annotation, cellular component: membrane. Gene Ontology annotation, molecular function: copper ion transmembrane transporter activity. Gene Ontology annotation, biological process: copper ion transmembrane transport.